GCGUGGGUGAGUGAGUGUGUAGUAAAGGAGCUGCCGCGGUGCUAUUUAACAGAGAGCCGAGGAGACCUCAGACAGGACGAAGCAUUGCCCAACAAACAGGAGCGAUUUCAGCACCAGGACAGCGACUCGUAGCUCAAAGAAACUAACUUCCUACCAGACACCAUGGUUCUCAUCUGGACUCAGUUCGGUGUUAAGCACAAAAAUGUCAAUGUCAAGUGCAAAGUGCGAGUUAUGCACAGAGGGGACAGCUCAGGCUCAUCAUCAGCGGAAAGCACCAAGUCUGAGCAGGAUGUGCCCUGCCUGGCCAUCAAACCCACAGGCAAGGACUUCUACAAAGUCCUGGGUGUCUCACCUGAAUCCAAUGAAGACGAGAUCAAGAAGGCCUACAGGAAGAUGGCUCUCAAGUAUCACCCAGACAAGAACAGCGAUGCGGAUGCAGAGGACAAGUUCAAAGAGAUUGCAGAGGCCUACGAGAUCCUGACUGACCCCAAAAGGAGAAGCAUCUAUGACCAGUUUGGAGAAGAAGGUCUUAAAAAUAGAAUGUCAAUGGCGGGCCAAGGCAACGUUUUUCGCAAUAAUUUCCACACCGACCCCCACGCCACCUUCUCCUCCUUCUUCCAUGGCACCGACCACUUUGACAUCUUUGGCAAUGACGUUGACGCCGAAGAUGAGCUCUUCAACCCCUUCCGACGGUUCCCCUUCAGCCACGUGGGCGGGUUCUCAGGCUGCGAGGGCGGCCUGCGAAGAGGCCAACGGCGGCUGCAGGGCGAUGAGGUGGUGCAUGACCUGCUGGUCACCCUAGAGGAGGUGAUGCAAGGCUGCACCAAGCAUGUGAAGAUCACCCGCAGCCGCCUCAACCCCGAUGGCCGCAGCCUGCGAUCCGAGGAAAAGAUGUUAAAUGUGGUGGUGAAGAAAGGCUGGAAGGCAGGGACCAAGAUCACCUUCCCCAGAGAGGGCGAUGAGACGCCCAACAACACCCCUGCAGACAUCACCUUCAUUCUCAGGGACAAGGAGCACACGCAGUACAAGAGAGACGGCUCCAACAUCGUCUUCACUGCCCAGAUCACACUCAAGGAGGCUCUCUGUGGCUGCACAGUUAACGUCCCAACACUUGACAACCGGAUGAUGCCUCUACCAUGCAGCGAUGUUAUCAAACCAGGUGCUGUCCGCCGGCUAAGGGGCGAAGGUCUGCCCAUGCCCAAGAGCCCGUCCCAGCGAGGCGACUUGGUGGUGGAGUUCCAGGUGCUCUUCCCCGACAGGAUCCCACCACAGUCCCGCGAGAUCAUCAAGCACAGCCUGGCCCAGUGCUAGCCUGCUUAUUUUUUUUUUUAUUUAAGGACCUGAUUGACACAGCUUCACCGUGUGUGUAUGUUGUUAUCAAUUCACAAACCCAGCCUUGCCCAAGGUGCUAAUAUCACAACCAAUCACAGCCUCUUGUGUGUGGAAAUGGCAAGCAAUGCUUAAGUGAGUUGUAGUUCGGUGUGGAGGUGACUUUCUGCAGGCAUGACGUACAACUGAGCAGUGAGUUUAGAACUGAUGAAUGGGGUCUUUGGUAUCUGAGGGCGUCCAUUGACUCAAUAACCUUUCUCUUGAAUGAAAAGGUUAUCUGUAGGCUACUGUUAUACCUGCAAACCUAUAGCAGGAUAUCAGUGAGCUAUUCAAGUCUGUAUAGACUUCCUUAAACCUGAAUGGUAGAAACACAUGAAGAAAAAAAAACAACUUUAUCAUAGUUAUAUGGUGCUCAUAUGACUGAUCUUUUGCAUUGAUUUAUUACAAUAGCAAAAUGUACUUGUGUACAAGGAUUUACUUUGUGUACGAAAUGCAAAAAUAUUGUCUCUAAGAGAGAUUCAUCGGUCAAAUGUUCUAUUGAAUUAUUUGAAAUGUUUGUAUAUAUUCUGUAAUGAUGUAUUAUUACCUGAGAUGUUUGGAAGAAUGGACAAUAAAGUAAAAACCUACAAUU
Molecule: messenger RNA, 1960 nt
Organism: Sander lucioperca (pikeperch)
Lineage: Eukaryota; Metazoa; Chordata; Actinopteri; Perciformes; Percidae
Exons: 4
Coding region: 163-1311 (382 amino acids)
Biological process (GO): negative regulation of transcription by RNA polymerase II
Cellular component (GO): cytosol
Molecular function (GO): protein-folding chaperone binding
Source: RefSeq, a predicted model, not a curated record